AUGGCCGCCCUAAGAAAACAACAUGUGAUUUUCGUCUUAGUUUCUAUUAUUCUACUAGAAAACUCAGCUUUAAAUAAUGGACAGGAUCUAAAGCAACAGUCUAUACCAAAAAAAAUAUCCCACAACAUUCUUGACGAUCCUGAUACCCCACAGCAGAAGCAAACGAAACCAACUCAGAAACCUUACGCCGAAAAAAGUGGACCAAAAGUCAACGAUCCACUUAUAAAACAGUUUCAAGAACAAGAGAAGAGAAUAUUGAACUCAUUAAAUCGGGUAAAGAGAAUAUAUGAAACUCAGAUGGAAAAAUACCGUCGAGAAUAUAAUUCUCUGACACCAGUACAGAUAAAGACGCGUGAGCGGUACAUAAAUUAUAUUGCUAAAGUAAGAGAAACAUAUAGCAACAUGCGUAAGCAAAAUGCGGCUAAAAUGUCUAAAAGAUUCAAUGAGAUUAGACUGAUGCAGAAUCAGACUGCUAGCUCAUCGUUGGUCAGAAAAACACCAGCUAAUGAAAAGCCUAUCCCAAAAAUUUCCCCAAAGCCGACCAUAUUUAUCCCUUUGGAAAGCUCAAAUGAUGUUUCGGACACUGCUGUUUCUAACAAAGGUUCUAGUGGUGUUUCUGACACAAAUAGAACUGUUUCUAAUAAAGGUUUUAGUGGUGUUUCUGACACUACUGUUUCUAGCAAAGGUGUUAGUGGUGUUUCUGACACAAAUAGAACGGUUUCUAACAAAGGCACUAGUGAUGUUUCUAACACUACUGUUUCUAGCAAAGGUGCUAGUGGUGUUUCUGACACAAAUAGAACUGUUUCUAAUAAAGGUUUUAGUGGUGUUUCUGACACUACUGUUUCUAGCAAAGGUGCUAGUGGUGUUUCGGACACAAAUAGAACGGUUUCUAACAAAGGCACUAGUGAUGUUUCUAACACUACUGUUUCUAGCAAAGGUGCUAGUGGUGUUUCUGACACAAAUAGAACUGUUUCUAAUAAAGGUUCUAGUGGAGUCCCUGACACAAAUAGAACUAUUUCUAACAGAGGCACUACUAGUGUUUCUGACACAAAUAGAAAUGUUUUUAACAAAACAGCAAAUAGAACUGAUCCUAACAAAGAUUAUAGUGGUGAUUCUGACACAGAUGUUUACGACAAAGGUUCUAGUAGUGCUCACGACACAAAUAGAAUUGUUUUAAAAAAAGGUGCUAUCGGUUUUUCUGACACAAAUGUUUUUAACAAAGGUGCAAGUGGUGUACUUGGUGCAAAUAGAAUUGUUUCAAACAAAGAUGUUGCAAGUAAUUCUAACCGUGGUUUAAAUGGUGUUUCUAGAAGGGUUGUCAGAAAUAAAAUCGGAUCUGAUAACAAAAUACUCUCAAGAACCAUUAUACCAUCCGCAAAGCAUGAUUCGGCUUUCAACGAAGACUUCAAAUCAGAGAUGAAAUCGACCGAUCUUUUUGGUAUAUACCACAUCUUAUUAGACGAACUUAAAAAUAUGACAACUUCCAAAAAUCAAGAAAAAGUCGUAGGAAGAAAAGAUCACAAAAUCGUUAUGGUGAAAUUCCCCGUCGACGAUCUGUCUCAUAAAGAUCGAUCCAUGAAUAGACCACAAAAUAAUAAAGAGCAGAACAUUGUUUUAACCAAAAAUGAAGAAUUUGAUUACAUCGGCAAUGACGCCGACAAUAAAGAAUGA
Lottia gigantea (owl limpet) is the source of this 1671-nucleotide messenger RNA. RefSeq lists its product as hypothetical. Bases 1 to 1671 code for a protein of 556 amino acids. The record is from RefSeq and is a predicted model, not a curated record. NCBI's taxonomy places the organism in Eukaryota, Metazoa, Mollusca, Gastropoda, Lottiidae. The transcript has 2 exons.